AUGGAAGACGUAGACGACCUAUUGAUUUUAUCUCUCCAGCAGAUGUCAAUCCCAGCAUGUCAAGGCAUAAAAUCCCUUGAAAACUUGCAAAACCCUGAUGUUCUUCUUCCAGUCACUAUGGGCCUUCUAAACAUUAUAUUAGGAAAAGUUUUCACUGAAUACCCUACAACCCUUUCAUCAAAAUACAAGAUGUGCAUGCAGUUUAGCGAAAAAAUAAAAACUCUAGGGUAUACAGGAGAUCUUAAUUUUAACACUUUUCUGUAUCCAGAUAUAAAGGACAUCAGAAAAGUUGUGGGAUUCAUGAUGGAUAAAGUUCCAAAAGAAGAGGAAUUAAUGCUAUUUUAUUAUCGAAAAGUAUAUGUAAUUCCUAAGGGACCUCUUUCCAGCAUUUCACGGCAUCGCGAAGGCUAUUCCUUCUAGACAAAAGCCUAUACUCGCUACCUCAUGGCUUGAGGAGAUAGAGGGUUCGUGAAUUCACCACGCCAUUUUAAUGUCACAAAGAAGAGGCAAAGGCAGUCGCUAUUGAUGAUACUCCUCAGCAAGCAUUUCAAAGAAGGAUUAAAGAGAAGGUUUCUAACUACGUGCAUAUUUAUAAUAAUUAAUUUAAAAUUUAAUGAUUUUUUCUUAAAAAUAAAUUUUUUUUUAAAAAAAGAUAGUAAGUGGACUCAAAAGAAAUGGCAGCCUCCAUUUGAUAAAACUCAUAAGUUAACUUUUCGUGGAAUAGUCGAGCUUCAUGAUGGUGCCGAAAUUUCUGAAGAGCUAAAACCAGCAUGGGAAACCUAUAAAAACUCCAAAAUUUACUGGCAAAAAAGGCUCGCGAAAGGCAAUCCUUCAGCUCUCUAUACCACUCAAGUCUAUUUAACUCAAUCAAAAAUAAAUAAAAGCAAAGACCUCGAUUUUUCAAUAGGGAGAUCUUCAAAUAAAACUUCCUCAAUUUUAAUUAAAUCUGACCUUUCAGAAAAAUCCCUCCCAUCCCUCCUCCACGUACUGGAACGCCCAAAUUUGACCUCUCAAGUCACAGAAGAUAUUGGCAGUGUUUUUGCUAUUGACACUCAAAAUCUAGAAGAAGAUGAACUGCUUCAAAGCGGCAUCAUUGAAGGCACCCCUCCUCCUAAAUCAGCUGACUCAAUGGAACAAAAAGAAAAAGAAAUCCAAGAGCUUGAAGAAAAACUUAAAGAAAUUUCGGAAGAAAAUGAUCAAAUUGAAGCGUCAAUUUCUACAGCAAAAGCAAAUAUAACAGCAACGUCGCAGAGUUUAAAGCAACUUAAAACUGAUAAUGAAAACUUAAAGAAAGACCUUGAGCAAAAGCAUAGGAUGGCUACAGCACUUGGCUUUGUGCAAUUUGAUAUGAGCAUUUUCCUGAUGUGAGCUUUGGGUAUUUUUGGUGAAAUUUUUUACUCAUAAUAAAUUUGAUAAAAUUUUAACUUUUUUUUCGAGCAAUUGCCCUAUGGAAAAGCUAAAACCAAAUUCAAAGAAAUGCCACAUGAGUAAAAAUCUUAUCAAAUGAUUGGAGCACAGCACUUACAGAAGGAAACUCUACAAAGCUUGAAGAAGAAAUAAAAGAUCUAGAAGGUAAGCUUGAAUUAAUGGAAAAAGAAUGAAACGAGUACAAAGAGCCGAUUUUGGAAGAAAUUAAAGAAAAAGAAAUCCAGACUGAAAAGCUGAAAGAAAGCUACAGUGAUAAAAUCGAAGAAAUUAAACAGAUGAAAGAAGAAAUGAGAGAAAUGGCAGAAGAAGCAGAAGAUAAAGAAGAGUUGUUAGAAAUUCUGAAGCAGGAAGAAGCAAAAGGAACGUCAAGCAUUAAUAGAAAUACUUAUGUUAAAAGGAUCACAGAAAUUGUGGAAAAAUUAAAAAGACAGAAAAAAGAUAUGACGAAAAUUGUGAAAGAUAUAACACAGAUGCAGAAGAGCGUGGAAUUAACUAGAGAAGCAUUGAAAAGGACUGAUGCUGCAACUGAGGAUUUAGUGUUUCAAGAAGCGAAGAAAAAUUCAGCUGCCAAAGUUAUUUAUAAACUUUUGGUAGAUUUAAGAGAAAGCUAUGCGGCAUUGAUAAGGAAUGUUGAAGACCAGUUUAGACUUCAGUCAAAAAUGAGUGAUUUGGAAAUCAGAAUUGAGUCUGCGAUAUCUAGAAAUGCUAAGCAUGAUAUUAAUCAGCUUAGACAAGAUUUAGAAAAAAUCAAAGCAGAACAGCAAUAA
Blepharisma stoltei is the source of this 2195-nucleotide messenger RNA. NCBI's taxonomy places the organism in Eukaryota, Ciliophora, Heterotrichea, Heterotrichida, Blepharismidae. The record is from the annotation of a GenBank genome assembly.